Molecule: messenger RNA, 1401 nt
Organism: Thlaspi arvense
Lineage: Eukaryota; Viridiplantae; Streptophyta; Magnoliopsida; Brassicales; Brassicaceae
Source: the annotation of a GenBank genome assembly
AUGUCACGCGUCACCGUCACCGUCACCGUUUCCUUUCUCGCCUUCUUCAUCUCGCUAGUCGCCGUUUCUGGUGACGUCAUCAGGCUACCUUCUCAAGCUUCUAAAUUCUUCCGUAAGGCUGAGAACGACGACGGCGAUGAUUCUCCCGCCGGUAAUAAGUGGGCUGUUCUCGUCGCCGGAUCUAGCGGAUACUGGAAUUACAGACAUCAGGCAGAUGUUUGUCAUGCUUAUCAGCUUCUAAGGAAAGGUGGAGUCAAAGAAGAUAAUAUUGUAGUGUUUAUGUAUGAUGAUAUUGCAAAGAACAAAGAGAACCCAAGACCUGGAAUCAUUAUCAACAGUCCUAAUGGAGAUGAUGUUUACAAUGGAGUCCCCAAAGAUUACACUGGAAAAGAUGUUAACGUUGGUAACUUAUUUGCUGUGAUCCUUGGAAAUAAAACGGCUCUUAAAGGAGGAAGUGCUAAGGUUGUAAAUAGCGGUCCAAACGAUCAUAUCUUCAUAUACUAUAGCGAUCACGGUGGUCCAGGAGUGCUCGGGAUGCCAACUUCUCCUUAUCUAUAUGCAAACGAUCUCAACGAUGUCUUGAAGAAAAAACAUGCCUCAGGAACCUAUAAGAGCUUGGUGUUUUAUUUAGAGGCAUGUGAAUCUGGAAGUAUUUUCGAAGGUCUUUUGCCAGAGGAUUUAAACAUUUACGCGACAACUGCAUCGAACGCAGAAGAAAGCAGCUGGGGUACUUAUUGUCCUGGAGAUGAUCCUAGUCUUCCUUCAGAGUAUGAGACCUGUUUGGGUGACUUAUACAGUGUUUCUUGGAUGGAAGAUAGUGAUAAACACAAUUUACAGACAGAGAGUUUGCACCAGCAAUAUGAACUGGUGAAAAAGAGGACGGCAGGCUCUGAUUCGAGUUAUGGUUCUCAUGUCAUGGAGUUUGGAGAUGUAGGACUCAGCAAGGAGAAGCUUGUCCUUUACAUGGGAACAAACCCAGACAAUGAAAACGUCACAUUUGUGGAUGAGAAUUCACUAAAGCUGCCUUUAAGAGUUACAAACCAACGUGACGCAGAUCUUGUUCAUUUCUGGGAUAAGUAUCAAAAGGCACCAGAAGGUUCUGCAAGAAAAGCUGAAGCUCAGAAGCAAGUCCUUGAAGCAAUGUCACACAGGCUUCAUGUUGACAAUAGCGUUCAGUUGAUUGGGGAACUCUUGUUUGGCAUUUUAGAAGGUCCUUCGGUGAGAGCUUUCGAGAGCCAUUGUGGAUCAUUGUCGCAGUACGGAAUCAAGCACAUGAGGUCCAUAGCAAACAUAUGCAACGCAGGGAUUAAAAUGGAGCAGAUGGAGGAGGCAGCUAUGCAGGCUUGUCCCACUAUCCCGGCCGGUUCUUGGAGCUCCCUUCACCGCGGAUUCAGUGCUUGA